Amblyraja radiata (thorny skate) is the source of this 3215-nucleotide messenger RNA. RefSeq names its product ankyrin repeat domain-containing protein SOWAHC. The transcript is spliced from 14 exons. Gene Ontology annotation, molecular function: protein binding. Bases 127 to 1470 code for a protein of 447 amino acids. The record is from RefSeq and is a predicted model, not a curated record. Lineage: Eukaryota; Metazoa; Chordata; Chondrichthyes; Rajiformes; Rajidae.
CGGUGAGUAAGGCAGCUGCGGUUUGAAGCCAGGACGCGGGCGGCGCGAGUCCCACCCGAGCGCGGGGCGAGUCCGUUAGCAGCGAGCGAGCGAGCGGGCGGCGUCUACUCGCCUCACACACAAGCGAUGGCAGCGUGCGGGUCUGGCCAGCAGCUGCGAGAAGAUGCUUUGGUCGACUUCUUGGCAAAGAACGGCGGCCGUGUCCAAAACAAGGAGCUGGUGGAGAGGUUCAAAACGUUUAUCAACGACCCCGAGCCGCAGCUGAAAGCUAAAUAUCGUGACAUCUUCAAAGAUAUUGUCAACCGAAUUGCAGUGGUUAAACAUGAAGAUGGUGAAAAAUACAUUGUUCUUAAAAAGAAAUAUCGGCAUCUUGUGCAUGAAAAAGAUAGCAGCAGCAGCAACAAAGAAAAGAAUACAUCUGUGCAAGCAACAUUUGAAAAAAUGCUAGAGAGUGACCAACCUGUGUAUUUUGGAAAAGAUAAGCAAACUAGCUCUUUCUCAGAUGUCCAUCAAUUUAUGCAAAAGUCUCAAAAUGAAACAUCAGAAAUCUCAACAUCAUCAAAUGUGAAUUUAUGUGAAUGGAUUACACAAGAUGUACCAACAUCCGAUACAAUAUCUAAAGUACCUUUGGAAAUAACGAAUGACAGCCAGGGAAAUCCCAGGCUUGGCUCCAAUGAAGCAACUGAAGAAAGGCAAGAUGAAAGGUUUGAUGUGUCUAAAAACAAUGCAGCAAAUUCAGUGAAUAUUGAAAUAAAGGUGGAAGAAGCUCAAGAGGAAGAAUUUGACUCUGUGUUCAAGGAGGAACUGGAACAAAAUGUAUUUGAGGAUGGCAGCGGAAGCAUGGGAUCACCAUCUGUUGCGUCAUUUCAAGGGCAUUUGUCGUUUGUCUCCGUCACCCCAUUGGAAUUGGAUCCUUUGGAGAAGGAGUGGCUGAAGUGUGCUGCCAUUGGACAUUUAACCGCUUUGAGUGAUCUUCUCAGGCAGGAUCCAUCUCUGGCAAUGAAAAAGGACUUCACAUCUGGGUUUACUGCUUUACACUGGGCAGCAAAACAUGGCAAAGAAAAUAUGGCAAGAAUGUUAAUAAAUGCAGGAGUGGACAUCAAUCUCAGAGCUCAUGGGUACACACCUUUGCACAUAGCAGCACUCCACUCCCACUUAGACAUCAUGGAUCUUCUUAUUCAUAACUAUGGUGCAAAAACAAAUGUAAGAGACUAUAGUGGACGGUUUGCAUCCCACUAUCUAAAAGACAACGAUGAUCCUACAGAUUGUUCUAACAUAUCUUCAAAAUUCCAACAGUCUCGGGGAGGACGACGGAACCGGAAGCUUGCUGGACUCUUCCUGCCAAAGAGCUAUGGAAGCAAUAAAAAGAAUUGGGGUUCAGUAGAGUACCUGACAACAGAUGACAAAGAUGGUUCCAUAUUCCUGUCUGUACCAACUUCAUACAAAGCAGUACGCAAGUUUUCAAGAUAGGAUGCGUGUGUAAGCGAGAAGUUGUGAUUUGAAGUUUGCGGACCCAUUACAAUCUUUUGUUCGAAACAAGCAGCACAUAUAUUUGUUUAUUAUAUUAAUAUAAACACUUAAUAGCAAGAAUAAUUGAAGUUGCAUUUUAGGCACCUACUUCACCCACUGCGUAAUGUUACUCAAGAUACAAACAAGAGGAAUCUUCCUUACUAAGUAUUAUUUAAUCUGUUUUGUAUUGUUGGUUGGUUCUGGGUUUUCAAUUUUCCAUGCCUUGCAAGUUUUGCAUUGGACUUACUGUUGGCUUCGAAGUAGCAUUUUUACAACAAUUUUUGUUCCUGUAUUCUGCCAGGUUUUAAUGCUUAAUCAUUAAUCUUGGAAGUACAUGUUUGAAGCUCAUUUUGGGUAAACCGGUGAGGUUCACUGUCUACAAGGAUAAUCAUCCAUGUAAUAAACAGCCUUGUAAACAAAACAGUAAGAUCCAACUGAUGUUGAUAUGCUUAUAAGAGGGAUAAGUGUUGACUCCACUUGUGCGAUAUUGUGAUUGGGUUCUUUAGUGCAGAUUUCUAGUGCAAACACAUGCUGUGUUCAAUACAUUUUUGGAAGUACGAGAAAGCUGCUUGUAUUCACAGAAUAAUAUCUUAAGUAAAAUCAGACACUGGGAAGCGAAGCUCUCUGAAGUAAAACCUGGAAGACAAAAUUAAAUUCAUUUUUUUGCACACAAAUAAAAUCUGUAGUCAUGCAACUUUUUCUAUUGAAAGUGAUAGUUAUCCCAUACAAGCCCUAAAUUUGUGAGAAUGUUGAGAUGAAUUCUUGGAAUUCCACUCAACUCAUUCUUGAACACUAAUUUUUCGAGCAACCCUGCCAUAUCAUAUAAUCUUAACUAAUUUCUCUUUUUGAUAUCAAUAUAUUUCAGCUAUGAUAUACCUAGUUAAUACUAUUAUUUCUACAGUCAUGUUAAGGCUGUGAAUAUUUGCAACUGUAGGUUUCACAUGAUUUGAUGUGAGAAGACUAGUACGAUUACUUAUUGAAGUUGGUGCAGAUACAAGUAUGCUUUGCUGUCUUGUUACUUGUUACAUGAUGAUAUUACCAUCAGCUCAGGUUCUGAAAAUCCAAUUCAAUACUUCAUCGUGAAAUUAUUUUUCAAUUGUGUGAAUUCGCAGACUAUAUAACUGCAGCUUCACAGGAAUGAUGCAUAACCUUUUGUGCAUAACUCCUCCAUCUAACCUCACAAUAUAUAUUUCUUUAUUCAUGCACUUUAUUCAUGGACUUAAAACAUAUUGUUACUUAGCUAUGACCCCCAAUAGUAAGAUUGCAGGAUUUUUACAGGUUUACAAUAAUACAGUAUGAGCAUGUACUGGAGGUUAAAAUAACUCUUAAAACAUUGCUAUGUGGCACAAUUUUUCUGGUCAGGCAGCAGUGUGUGGUGUGCAAACCUAAAUUUAGAAAGAGAUCAUUUGGGUUGGUCUAAAUUUCAAAUCUUUUGUGGAAAAUACCUACAUAAAUUAAGUGCCAGAUGACUGAAGUAUUUUUUAACUUAUGAGGGUGUGACUUAAAACUUUUGAGAAUGAAUGGGUUAGUGGGGAAAAUCAAACUAUUUGGUAUCUAGAUUAAUAUUAAAGCACAACUGUUUGUAUCAUAAAGCACUAAAUAGCAAGCUCAACAGGACAAGUCUGAUUCUGGCAAACUGCCAUUUGUUCCAUGUACCUGUAGUUACAAAAUAUGUAGAAAUAAAGUAAAUCUGAAUUCAUUCAAAA